CACAGAGAUCAUACCUGCCAAGAGCUGGAGGCUGCUGCUGCUCUGAGUGCUAUAAUCUAAAGAAGAGCUUUUACUGGCUGGGAAAUAUUGACCAGCUCCAGAUUUAGGAACUGACUGCUACAGCUCCCUCCCUCCUGCUUUCAUCCACUCUGUGGUGCCGUCAGUCUGCCUCCGGCUGAUGUGCUUAUUGGCAGCUGCAUCAUUCCACGCUGAUGAAUUAUUGGGAUUUUUCUACUCUUCCUGUYUGGUAUUGAAGCUGCGCCUGUAGCACCUCUGGGCUAAUUCUCAUUGACCCACUGUAUACAGCAUUUUUGAUUUGAUUUGACCCCACCUCCCAGGGUGAGGGGUUUCUAGUCAGGAUGUUCUCCUCUUCAUCCAGAAACUCUCUGCUGUCGCCGUGGUCAUCCAUGGAGCAGUCGGACUCGGAGGUUCUGGACAUCAGCACUAAAGUGCAGCUGCACGGUGUGCUGUGGAAGAGACCUUUUGGACGGCCAUCAGCCAAGUGGUCCCGCAGAUUCUUCAUCAUCAAAGACAGCUUCCUGCUGUACUACGCAGAGAGCGAGAGGAAAAACUUUGAGACCAACAGAUUCUUCAACAUCCACCCCAAGGGAGUCAUUCCUCUCGGAGGAUGUGUGGUGUCGGCCAACGAGGAGAUGGGGAUGCCUUUUGCCAUAGUGGUCAACCUGGAAGAUUUCACUGGAACAAUAGUCCUGGCAGCUGAGUCAGAACCRGAGCAGGCCCAGUGGAUAGAGAUGCUCCAAGACUCAGGAAAAGUUACAUGGAAAAAUGCCCAGCUGGGGGAGGCCAUGAUAGAGAGCCUGGAGGCUCAGGGUCUGCAGCUGGCCAAGGAGAAACAAGAAUACCUGGAUAAACUGAUGGAGGAGACUGAGGAGCUGAGUCAUCAACGGGCUCAGAGAGAGGAGCUUUCCCAAGAGAAACAGCGAAGGUUACWGCUGCUGGGGGUCAAAGGUCAAGAGAAGAGUGAUGAUGGGUCAGCAGAGGAAGAUGUGGAGCACAUCGAGGAGCAGAUGAAGAUCCUGCUGAAGGAAAAACAUCAGGCUGAGGAGAAGCUCCAGGAGAAUGAGCAGCGAGCUAAAGUCCUGCAGCAGGAGAGGGAGUUCUUCUCAGCUCAGGCCCAGACGCUGCAGCAGUCCUUGUCCCAGCUCACUGUGGACAAACAGCAAACAGAGGCUGAGCUCAAGGGGGAGAUCCAGGCUCGACUGGAGCUGGAGCAGAAGCUGAAGCAGGCUGAGGAGGCUCUGGUGGACCUGGAGAAAGGUCUGAACUCACUGGAAAGAACCAAAGAGGGAGAUGAGAAGAUGAAGGGAGACGUGACACAGCUAAAGAAGUUCUUUGAGGAGUGUAUCUGUGCAGCAGAGAUCGAGGCGAAGCUUCCAGCCAUAAUGAAGAAUGCUGUGUAUCUUCACAAAGCUGCAGCACGCAGAAUUAAGAGCUGUCGAGUCCAGAGAAGAGCCUCCAGACGCCAUUGGUUGAAACCCUCCAGGUCGUUUGCUGAUGAUGGCAGCGUGGAGGAGUUACGGGCCACGGCUCGACGGCUGACCUCCGACAGCAGCUUCAGAGAGAGCGUGUACAAGAUCAUCACCCGCAAGGAUGGUCCCAACAAAAGCCUGGACUGAAGGCAGGAUGAAUCCUGGGCAGGGUGCUCGUUGGAGCGUUUCAUUUCAAUGAAUAUGUAUGUUAUUGAGAUUAAUGUAUUUUUUUCAAAAAAGAGAAAAAAAAGUAGAAAAAUCUUGUCACAUUCCUUUAGGAGCUCACAUAUUUCAUCAGUUCAGACACACAACGCUGAGAACUGAGGUGUCAGUGUUUUACUCUAAGUAGGUAGUGUAAAGUAGCACAGAUUAUGUUUAUAUAAGUUAAUAAAAGGGAUAGCCCAGUUAUUUUUAAAUAUAAAUUUACAUUUUAAAAACGUGUUCUGUCUAAUAGUUAUCAGCAGGUAUCAGCUGUGACAUCAGUCUUAGAGCACAGAUUAAUGAGAAAAAGGUGGAAGUCUUCACAGGCUGGACUAAAGCUAACCAAACGAGUGUUUUAUUGUUUUUUUCAGAGUUGUAUAAAGUACCUCAAAGUGAUACUUGAGUAAAAGUACAAGUAUCUUACCA
Messenger RNA from Austrofundulus limnaeus, 2117 nucleotides. RefSeq names its product pleckstrin homology domain containing, family D (with coiled-coil domains) member 1 (gene plekhd1). The record is from RefSeq and is a predicted model, not a curated record. Lineage: Eukaryota; Metazoa; Chordata; Actinopteri; Cyprinodontiformes; Rivulidae.